Messenger RNA from Mercenaria mercenaria, 9170 nucleotides. RefSeq lists its product as uncharacterized. Lineage: Eukaryota; Metazoa; Mollusca; Bivalvia; Venerida; Veneridae. The coding region runs from base 484 to 8346 and encodes 2620 amino acids. The record is from RefSeq and is a predicted model, not a curated record. The transcript has 38 exons.
AGUUAUCUAACGUAAUAUGCAGAAUAUCAUCACGGGCCCAAUAACUUAAUCAUUUAAUAUACCGAGGGUAUUAUAGGGAUAAUUUUUUUUCUUUUCUUUUUGUUUUAUUUUUAUUUCAAGAUCGGGAACGACACGGCAUGGGCAGAGGCGCACAUUGAUGCCAUUAAUAACAUCGUUAAGAAUAAUAUCCAAUUAAAUCCCGAAUAUGCCAACAACAACACCGAGAUCAUCGAGACGUUUUUUCAGCAUACCUGCAGAAACAAUUGUAGUAACCAUGGUGUUUGUACUGUUAAAGGAGAGUGUAACUGCGAAAGCUUUUACAGAGGAUCAGACUGUAGUUUAGAUGUACGAAUACCUCCUGAAAUAUUGGAUAUACAUGGCGGGGGUGAAUGUGACCUAGCAGACGGCGGUGACUGCACAUGUUUUACAAUAAGAGCAGAUAAUCUUGUUAAUGGAUUCGUUUGUGAUAUUACUGUCAGUAAAAUGUAUUUGAACGGAGGACGGAAAGGUGUGGUUAGAGAUCGACAACAAGGACUUUUUGGCGACAUAUUUUCUGGAGUCUGUUGUCUUUCGAAUGAUUUUUCAGAUGUGACAAAUGAAACUCUUCAAGAUUAUGUUUACGCAUAUAAUGUUACUAUAAGCAAUGAUGGAGAGACAUUUGGAGAACCGACACCGAUUUAUGUAUUUGAUUCCAGAUGUCAAAGUAUAAGCUACGGAAUAGAUGUACGAGUAAAUAUGCAGGACGGGUUUUGCUACAUAAACGGCAUUUGUAUGAGAAACGGCGACCAUGAAUCUGGAAACGUGUGCAAUGUGUGCAAUACUGCUGAACAUCAAUACAAAUGGUCAAACAUAUGUCCAACCACAACUAUAACCAAAAGCAGUACAGAAGAAGCAACGCCCCACACAACUACAACAAAAAGAUUUUCCACGGUACCAAGUACGACCAACCCUACAGUGACAUCAUCGGAAAGUCCAGCGCCUCCCCUACUGCCUAACAUUGUUCCUGAACUCAAGUUCACAGAGAAAGAGAGUAGACAGGAUAACACGACAGAUGCUGUUAUCACAUAUAUACCUUAUCUUCAGUUCCGAUGUAAUUUCAGUAUAAUAAGCCAAAAUUUCUACAUAGUAACUUGGUAUAUUGACGAAGAACUAUUUACAACAAUGGGACCAUCAAACAUAUCUGAAAAUUUGAUUCUUAAAGAAGAGCAACUGAAAGACCUGCACUUUGGAUUAAUUGUAAUGUGUGGGUAUACCGUAGUAAAUGGCACCGGACAUAUUAAUGAAACCGUAAAGAUAUCAUCUGAGGUAGUCAGUACAUCAUUUUACGCCGGAUUUGAAGUCAUAAACAAAAAUAUCGAAGUCACUAAAGGAUUGUCUACAAUUGUUGAAGUCAAGCAGACAGUUCCGAUUGGUUGCACUUACAAUGAAAACGACACCGAUAUAUGUGUUACUACUCUAGUACUUUUCAAUCCAAACGAGAGAUUAGAUCCUUGUGAAGUUGGUGUAAAUGUUGUUAAUGGUGCAGACAACAUUAGCAAAUGCUUCCAUGAAAUACAGACACAAAAGGUAAACGAUACGUGGGACCAAGAGAAGACCUACAGUUUCAGGGUAUCGACAGUUGAUCAUUAUUACGAUGAUGAAAACAAAUUUAGCUUAAGACUUCAAUUGGGUGACAAUGUGAAUCAUCCCAUUUGGCAAGGUUUUAUUCAGGAUGAAAUACCGGUACGCAUCACAGGUUUCUAUUCAUACCGCAACAGGCUCUGCUACUCUCAUAUUGAUCCUCAUAUGAAAACAGCCGAUGGAAUUUACUACGAGCAGCAAAGAGUUGGCGACUUCAUGUUAUAUCAUAAUACGUACUAUGAUAUAGAGGUUCAAGAAGCGAAUCAGUUAUGCAAUCACAAUUACGCUGUUUGUACCUGUGGUAUAGCUGUCCGCGCUGGAGCUGAUGUAUUCAUUAUAAAUCGUUGUGGCCGAGCAAACAUCCUUGAAUUUGUACGAAGCAAUGACGGCGGUAUCAUUGAUGUUAUUGAAGUUAACUCAUACAGAUACAAGGUCAUUACACCAAUUGGUACCAUAAUUGACAUAGCGCUCCAUGGAGGAAGCUAUCAAAACACUAUGAAUGUUGAUAUAAUAAUGUCAGCAAAAGACUUGGGAAAUGUCCAAGGUUUAUGUGGAUACUUUGAUGGCAAUAGAUAUAAUGAUUUUCUGCGAAGUGACGGUGUACAAUCCAGUAAUAAUAAUGACUACAAGUUCUCGGAGAGUUGGAGAUUAUCUGAUGAUAUGAACCUAUUUAAAACACGAAACAGAUAUUUAGAUAAAUGGGCACACUACAGCGAAGUAAUGUGUCACUGUGCGGUACCAGUUAACGGUAGCUGUGACUUCAUACUGGACAAUAUAUGCAGGAAUCCUUCCUCUAUAACACUGUCCAAGAUACAAAAUGCAAACACACCUGAAAAAGAAAAGGAAUUAGAUCGGCUAUACCACUUGAUAAACAAUUCUCGAGACAUUUCACAGACGAUCAACACAGAUGUGACUAUCACAGAUGAAGCUAUACGAAUGUGCAAUGAGUCCAUAUUCAGUUCUGCCGCUGUCGUCCUUUUUGGUACAAACAUUGUAACCGAGGAUCCUGAAGAAGUAGUUCGACAGUGUGCAUUUGAUGUAUCAAUCGGGAACGACACGACAUGGGCAGAGGCACACAUUGAUGCUAUUAAUAACAUCGUUAAGAAUAAUAUCCAAUUAAAUCCCGACUUUGCCGACAACAACACCGACCUUAUCGAGACAUUUCUUCAGCAUACAUGUAGAAACAACUGCAGUAACCAUGGUGUUUGUACUGUUAAAGGAGAGUGUAACUGCGAAAGCUUUUACAGAGGAUCAGACUGUAGUUUAGAUGUACGAAUACCUCCUGAAAUAUUGGAUAUACAUGGCGGGGGUGAAUGUGACCUAGCAGACGGCGGUGACUGCACAUGUUUUACAAUCAGAGCAGAUAAUCUUGUUAUUGGAUUUGUUUGCGAUAUAAUUGUCACUAAAAUAUAUUUGAACGGAGAACGGAAAGGUGUGGUCAGAGAUCGACAAAAAGGACGGUUUGGCGACAUAUUUUCUGGAGUCUGUUGUCUUUCGAACGAUUUUUCGGAUGUGACAAAUGAAACUUUUCAAGAUAAUAUUUACGCAUAUAAUGUUACUGUAAGCAAUGAUGGAGAGACUUUUGGAGAACCGACACCGAUUUAUGUAUUUGAUUCCAGAUGUCAGAGUAUAAACUAUGGAAUAGAUGUACGAGUAAAUAUGCAGGACGGGUUUUGCUACAUAAGCGGUAUUUGUAUGAGGAACGGCGACCAAGAAACUGGAAACAUGUGCAAUGUGUGCAAUACUGCUGAACAUCAAUACAGAUGGUCAAAUAUUUGUGAAAACAUGAAUAGCACGUCGACCAGUAGUUCAACGACCAUGUUAGCCACUACUCCAACAAUGACAGAUUAUACUUCGACUAAAAGUACAAUGACAAUGCAAGCCUCUUCUCCAACAGUAACUGAUGGUACCUUGACAAGUAGUACUACGACACAAUCAGCUUCGUCUCCAACAGUAACUGAUGGUACCUCGACCAGAAGUACCACGACACUGUCAGCUACUUCUCAAACAGUAUCUGAUGGUACCUCUACAAGUAGUACCAUGACACAGUCAGUCACUUCUCCAACAGUAACUGAUGGCGCCUCGACUAGAAGUACCACGACAAACUCAUAUUCUUCUCCAACAGUAACUGAUAGUACCUCGACUAGUAGUACCACGACACAGUUAUCAAAUUCUCCAACAGUAACUGAUAGUACCUCGACCAGUAGUACCACGACACAUUCAGCUACUUCUCCAACAGUAAAUGAUAGUGCCUCGACUAGUAGUACCACGACACAGUCAUCUCCAACAGUAGCUGAUGAUACCUCGACCACUAGUCCCACGACAGAGUCAGUCUCUUCUCCAACAGUAACUGAUAGUACAUCGACCAGUUCUACUACAAUACAGUCAGCUACCUCUCCAAAGGUAACUGAUGGUACCUUGACCAGUAGUACAAAGACAGAGUCAGCUACUUCCCCGACAGUAACUGAUGGUACCUCGACAAAUAAUACCGUGACACAAUCACUUAUUUCUCCAGCUGCAACUGAUGGUACCUCAACUAGAAGUACCACGACACUGUCAGCUACUUCUCCAACAAUAUCUGAUGGUACCUCGACAAGUAGUAAUAAAACACAGUCAUAUUCUUCUCCAACAGUAACUGAUAGUACCUCGACCAGAAGUACCACGACAGAGUCAACUACCUUCCGAACAAAAACUAAUAGUAUCUCGACCAGUAGUACCACGACACAGUCAGCUACGUCUCUAACAGUACCUGAAAGUACCUCUGCCAGUAGUAGCACGACACAAGCAGUUACUUCUCCAACAGUAAGUGAUGGUACCUCGACCAGUAGUACAAGGACACAAGCAGCUUCAUCUUCAACAGUAACUGAUAGUACCUCGACCAGUAGUACCAGGACACAGUCAGCUACUUCUCCAGCAGUAACUGAUGGUACCUCGACAAGUAGUACCACGACAGAGUCAGCUUCUUUUCCAACUGUAACUGAUGGUACCUCGACCAGUAGUACCACGACACAGUCAGCAACUUCUCCAACAUUAACUGAUAGUACCUCGACCAAUAGUACCAAGGCACAGUCAGCUACUUAUCCAACAGUGACUGAUAGUACCUCGACCAGUAGUACCACGACACAAGCAGCUACUUCUCCAACAGUAACUGAUGGUACCUCGACAAGUAGUACCACGACACAGUCAGCUACUUCUCAAACAGUAACUAAUAGUACCUUGACCAGUAGUACCACGACACAAGCAACCUCUUCCCCAACAGGAACUGAUGGUACCUCGAAAAGUAGUACCAAAACCCAGUCAGCUACGUCUCCAACAGUAACUGAUGAUACCUCUACCAGUAGUACCACGACAGAGUCAGCUAAGUCUCCAACAACAACUAAUGGUAUCUCGACCAGUAGUACCAUGACAGAGUCAGCUACUUCUCAAACAGCAACUGAUGGUACCUCAUCCAGUAGUACCACAAGACAGUCAGUAUCUUCUUCAGCAGUAACUGAUGGUACCUUGGCCAGCAGUUCCACGACACUUUCAGUCACUUCUCCAACAGUAUCCAGUAGUACAAUGACAACGACAGAAAGUACUUCGACUAGCAGUACCACCACGGAAUCAGCCACUUCUACAACAAUGAGCGAUCAUACCUCUACCAGUAGUACCACGACAAUGGCAGCUUUUUCUCCAACAGUAACAGAUAGUACUUUGACUAGCAGUAACACAGAAAUGACAACCAGAUCUCCAACAAUGAUUGAUAGAACAUCGACUGGCAGUACCACGACAAUGUCAACCACUUAUCCAGCAAUUACUGAUAGUACCUCGACUAGCAUCUCGAUUAGCAAUACCACGACAGUGUCUGCAACAUCUCCAACAAUAACUGAAAGUGUUUCGACCAGUAGUAAUAUGACACUGUCAGCCACAUCUCCAACAAUGACUACAACACAAACUGAAUAUCUGAAACCAGAAAUAAAGCCUGAACUCGUAUAUCAAACAUUUGAUAUCGCGGAUGGGAUCGGUACUGCUGAAGGCUACAGUUCAAUUUUGAAGUUUGUAUGCAGUUUUAAUAUGAGUAUGGAUGGUUUCUAUACCGUUAAGUGGUUUGUCGAUGACGAAAUGCUGUCUCAGCGUGGACCUUCCAGAUCAGUUGAGGAUUUCAUUCUUUCGGAAGAUGACUUUACAAAUCGACAUCUUGGAAUCAACAUACGAUGCAGUAUUUCAGAAGCUAACAGUUCAAAAGAAUUCAAAAGUCCGACUUUUUUUGCAGGAUUAAAAAUCACUGACAAACAGAUUGAGGUACCAAAGAGUGGACAUACCACCAUCGAGGUGAUACAGACCGUCCCUAUUGGAUGCAACUAUUCUGAUUCUAGUCCUAGAAAAUGUACAACAACUUUAUUACUGUUUGAUCCUAACUGGGGAUCGUGUGAAGCUGGUAUAAAUGUUGUAAAUGCUGAUGACAUACACAAAUGCUCUGUCGAGAUAUUGACUACGGGGCGAAAUGACGCAUGGGACGGAAGCAAGACGUAUCAGUUCGGACUUUCAACCACAGAUUUUAACUAUGACGACAAAACGAAAUUUACGUUAAGUCUCCAACUAACGGGUGAUGUCGACAACACAAUUUGGCAAGGUUAUAAACAGGAUGAUAUAAAAGUACGGGUCACAGAUUUUACGACGUACAAAAACAGAUUAUGCUACUCUCACGUUGGUGCCCAUAUGAAAACUAGUGAUGGAGUCUACUACAGACAACAACAUGAAGGCGAUUACAUGUUAUACCACAAUAAAGCGUAUGGCAUAGAGAUUCAAGAAUCCACGAAGCGCUGUAACAGCGAAGCUUUGUGUUCAUGUGGCGUGGCUAUUAGAGUGGGCAGAGAUAUAUUCAUGAUAAAUCUAUGUGGAAGCAUAAAUUACAUCGGGUUUAUUAGAUGUGCAGAAGGAGCGAUAAUUGAUGUUAAACAACUAAACGACUUUCAGUAUCAGAUCGGCUCACCAAUUGGGACCACAGUUAUUCUUACUCUUAAUUGGAAGAGUUCUCAACAGACAAUUAAUAUUGAUAUAUUCCUGGCUGCCAAGGAUUUUACAAAUAUAGAAGGCUUAUGUGGCAGUUUCGACGGGAAUAAGUCGAAUGAUUUAAGGCGCAGCGAUGGAGGUUUAUCACGAGACAAUAAUGACUUCAAGUUUUCAGAAAGCUGGAGACUAACAGACGACAAUAAUUUAUUCACAAAUUAUCAAAGACAAUUGCAAACAUGGAAUGGCAAUUUCCUUGCCACGUGUCGAUGUUCAAACACUUCUAUAGGGACAUGCUCUAUUGUAUCUUACCGGGGAUGUGGCACCCAAUCGUCGUCAUCAAUGAAAUGUGAAUUUCCGAAACCAGACAACAGGCGACAACGUAGGGAGACUAAACGGCUAUAUCGGUGGAUGAAUCAAGUAGAAAGUGUUCCACAAAGUACAAAUUACAACCAGAGUAUCACACUAGAAGAAGCAAAUAGGUUGUGUACACAACAUAUAUUGAAUGCAGCAGCAUUCACAAUUUUGCCGAGUAAAGUUGCCAACGAAAAUGUGUCAGAAGUAAUCAAUCAAUGUGUUUUUGAUGUCACUGCAGGAAAUGAUCCAAUGUGGGCACGUGUUCAUGUUGACGCUCUAAACACAAUUACGAAAUCGGUCCUUGACCUUAAUCCGGCAUUUGUUGAAAACAACAACGAUAUCGUUGAAACAUUUCUUCAGCAAACGUGCAGUACCAACUGCAGUAAUAAUGGCAUCUGCUCUGUAAAAGGGACAUGCGACUGCAACAUAGACUACGUAGGCCCGGAUUGUAGUAUAUAUAUUGGUAUACCGCCAUUGAUAGAAGAUAUAGAGGGUAACGGCGAAUGUGAUAAAGCAGAUGGAGCUGACUGUAAAUGUUUUGAAAUUCGAAGUGACGGUCUAUUUGAUGGAUUUACAUGUAAAAUAUCUAUUUUACGUAUGUACUCCAACGGACGAAAAGAAUACGUAAAUGAAGUAUCAUCCCCUGGUGUAUAUAAAAAUGUAUAUACCGGAACUUGUUGCAUACAUAGCGGUAGAAAAAAGAGAUAUGAUACAAAUACCGAGGACUUUAUAAAUAUAUACGAGAUAUCUGCAAGCAAUGAUGGAAACGCCUUUGGAGAACCGGAGAGUAUUUAUGUCUACGACUCCUCUUGCAUAGAUGUCUCGAACAACCUAACGGGAGUUAACAUAACAUGGAAAACUGAUUUCUGCUUCAUCGCAGGAGAAUGUGUUGAAGACAACACGACAUCACGUGACAAUAGCUGCAACAUUUGUGAUGUCACUGUUAAUCAGUUUAAUUGGACAACAGUCUGUGCUCCAACUGCUCACACAACAACAACUGAAACCAGGAUUACAAGCGGGAAUGAGGUUCUAGACAAAGAAAACCAAAAAUCUGACAAAGAUUCACAAAUAAUUGGUUAUGCGCUCGGGAUUUCGGCUGGAGUAGUCGCCCUUGCUGCCAUAGUUGUAACAGGAGCAUACUUUGUUAUAUUGAAGAAACGCGUAAACCGAUAUAAUCGAGAGAAAUGGUCUGAAAAUGCAGAAGAUGACACGCAUAGCGGUCCUUUCACACCACACGUUUUUCAAUCUAACAGACAAAGGCAUGGGGUUUUCCCUGGUAGAGCUCUAAGGUUCCACGCUUCAAGCGUUCGUGAUUUGACAUCUAGUGAUGAACCAACACGGGUUGCAGAUUUUAAAAUUUACCACGGAAACAGAUACUGAGAUAGAAACUGUUAGUGCACAGUUUGUGUUGUGUUGAUUUCUUUUCUUUGAUGUUAUUCUUUCCUUUUUGGUGAAUAAAUGACUUUUUAUCUAUGAUAAAUAUCGUAAUGAAGGUAGUUUAACUUAAGGACUUAAAACAUUCACAUGAAAGUAAUACUGUUGCGAUCUUAACCAUUGUGAACAAAUUAUUGAUAAAUGUGUUGUGUUUAAUUAAAGAAAUAGUUUCAUUUUCUGUAAAUAUUUUUGGAAAAUAUUUGGCAUAUAAGAGUAUUGGUUUUUUAUAAUAAUAUUUCCAUAAAUAAUCGUAUGUUUUACCUGUCUGACAUUUCCUUAGUAAAAGGUGAUUAUUCAUACUUUGGUUAGCUGUGUAAUGUAUUUUGUCCAAUUUUUAACAUCUGCCCAUUACUUUAAUUUAUGUUCACUGAGUGCUUAAAGUAGAAUUAUGCGCUUUUUCAAGUAAAAAUCUAGCUGAAAUUGAUGUUUGUGUAAAAAGGGUCGAGGAAACUAUAGCUUUUAACCCAAUAUUCCAACCUCUUCCUUUUACCAGUACGGAAUAAUAAGUUACAAAACAUGAUUUUUUUAUUUUGACUGGGUCACUCUUUUUAAGAAAUGACACACUGCAUGCAGGAGUUGCUUCCCUUCAACGUCAGAUAAAUUCUACCUAUAGGUAAGGGAAAUCACUGCGCAGAAGAUUAAAGAAAAGAACUAUUAUUUAAUUGGUCCGAUUUCUUUAAUUCUAAAGCAUCAAAUUCAAAUACUUAUAUGGUAUAAUCGUUAAUUUAACAUAUUUAAAUGCACAGCAACCGAAAAUUGGUUUUAUAAAA